CGCGCUACACCGCGGCAGCUCCGCACCCCGCUCCUCAGGGCGGUGGGGAGCCGGUUCCCCCGCCCCUGCGGUGCGCUAAUUGCUGGGCCCGGACAGGUGCGGGAGCUGCAGUCUCCAGACCGUGGUUCCCUGACGGCUCCUCACAACGACCGCUUGUAAGGACGAGUGGCUGCUCCGCGUCUCUCCCCGAAGCGCUGUUACUGCCUGGAGGGGAAGGAGGCUCCCCACAAGCCCCACGCCGCCUUGCUUCUUGAUUGGUCGGGAGCAGGAUUCCCAACAAGCCACUUUCUGCUCCCCUUGUUGGUUUCACUUCACUGAGGGCAUCCCUACAGUACAAACUUAAGUCUAGCUACAGCCACCGCAAUCAUUGCGGUCGUGUCCACACUACCCUCCUUCUGUCCCUGGUGCCCGUCCUUGCUAGGAGUGCUUUCACUACUAUUAAAGGGUAGUGUGGAGAGAGGGGAGCCUGGGCAGCAGCCUGGCUCGGAGUGGGGAGCUGGGAGCAGCAGGGCUGUAGCUGGAGCCCCCAGUCACCUCAGGGUGACACCAGAGCUGGGCGCCUGUUUGUUUGUUUGUUUUUGUCAGUUUCAUGGCUCCCUGCUGGAGUCAUGAAAUUCACAAGAAUGGCAGCCAACAGCUGAUGUAAGUAACCCUUAAUGUAUACGUGGACACUGCCUUGCCCUAACUACAGCAGCGUAAACCCUAUGCCUCUCGUGGAGGUGGAGUUAUUUUGUCAUUUUGGUGGUGUAGUAGGGCACUUACAUCAGUGGGAGCAAGGCUAUGGUGUAGACACUGACAUAAUUAGGUUGAUGUAAGCUGCCUUACAUUGACCUAAUUCUGCAGUAUUGACCAAACCUGCGACUGGAGCUUGUGUCCACACUAGUCUGGAAAUUGCCAACCUUAGCUCUUGUGUAGACUGGCCACAUGGUGUUUUAAUUCUCCUCUUGUCCAUAGCUGCACAGAGGCCUGCUCUACACUACAAAGUUAGGUCGACUCAGGGCAUCUUAUGUCAACCUAGUUGUACAUGUACACUUAAAUUGGUCUCCCACCCAUGUAAGUGCCCCCUUACUCCAACAUAGUAACACCAUCUCCCCAAGCAGCAUAAAGCCACAAUCAACAAACUUAGGUGGAUGCAAUGCAAGCAUAGACACUGCGUUAUUUAUUUUGACCCUAACUGUCCUCUACAGCUGUCCCACAGUGCCUCUCAUGAACUGCUCUGGUCAACAAUGUGAAUUCCAUUGCUCAGGGGUCAUGGAGACCAGAAUUACCCCUGCCUCUUUAAAGCCCCACAAAUUUUUGAAACUCCUUUUUUCCUGAUUGCCCAGCUUGGAAAGCACACCUAGCAGCUCUCCAUUGUUGAGUGCAACUUGCCAGCUGAUUAUGCUGGCUACACACUCUAGCCACACUCGUGUCUGGAGUAGACAUGCGAUAUUGGAUUUUCUGGGCCUGUGGGGAGAGGAGGCUAUGAAGGCACAGCUCCAAAUCAACAACAUCUAUGAGCGGAUUGUUCAGCAGAUGCAGGAAAAGGGGUACAACAGGGACUAGCAGCAAUGUUGCUAAGGAGCUGCAGAAGGCAUACCAGAAGGCCAGGGAGGACAACAAAUGGAUGUGAUACCAAGCCGCAGACCUGCCACAUUUACUACGUGUGUCAUGCUGCGUGCUGUACUCAGCAGAGACAUCACUCUCAACCCUCACAGCAGCAUGGAUACCUUCAAGGAGCCGGAGUCACAGACGCCUGCUGUGAACAGGGAGAAGGAGGAGAAUGGGAGACAGGUGACCAGGGGAUCCUGGUACACAGCAAGCCAGGGCCUGUUUUUGACCCCACUGCAGUCUAGCCAGUUCACCAGUCAAGCCCAAUCAGCUGCCAUUGCAGCAUGUAAGGUCUCCCCCUUCACACCCACAGAACACCCGAGUCAGAUGAGGAGAAAGAAGAGGACUUGGGAUGACAAGUUCAGUGAGAUCUUGAAAGCCAGUGCAACAUUGAACCAUGAGCACUGGGCCUGCAGGAUGAACAUUGCAGGCAGCUUGGAGAAGCAAAGAGUGGAGAGGAGAAAGAAAGGCUCAGGAGUCCCAGCGGGAAAAGCAGACGGAGAUGCACCAAGACAUAAUGGGGCUUCUCAGGCAGCAAACACAAAUGCGAUAGAUCCUGGGCUUGCUUCCUUCUGCAGCCCAUUGAGAACUCAAUAUCGGGACCUCCCUACAUCCCACACACACACACAUUUUGUGGGGCAUCAGAGAUUGUUGCAUUACCCCUCACCCUUCACCCCAGGGGAAAUUAAAGACAAACAGAGCUUCAGAUACACCAACCGUGGCUCCCACAGGUUAGUGUAUGUAUAGCUGAAAUAGAUAUGAAUGUUUUCCCUGUUGUAAUUUCUGUUUUCUUAAUAAAAUUUGCUAAAUUAAGUUUUUAAUAUCUGUUUUCAA
Messenger RNA from Trachemys scripta elegans, 2424 nucleotides. RefSeq lists its product as uncharacterized. The record is from RefSeq and is a predicted model, not a curated record. The transcript has 2 exons. Bases 1603 to 2337 code for a protein of 244 amino acids. Lineage: Eukaryota; Metazoa; Chordata; Testudines; Emydidae.